Salpingoeca rosetta is the source of this 1462-nucleotide messenger RNA. RefSeq lists its product as uncharacterized. NCBI's taxonomy places the organism in Eukaryota, Choanoflagellata, Craspedida, Salpingoecidae. The record is from RefSeq and is a predicted model, not a curated record. Gene Ontology annotation, biological process: tRNA methylation. The transcript has 2 exons. Gene Ontology annotation, molecular function: tRNA (guanine) methyltransferase activity; RNA binding. Bases 44 to 1462 code for a protein of 472 amino acids.
CACAAAUCGCGCAUUGGCGCACACCAAACAGUGGCGAGCCAGCAUGCUGUACGCGCUGUCAACCAACAGUGGGCUGGAAGGGUUUGCCGCCCAGGAGGUGGAGAGCUUCCUUGGUGCAUCGGACGUCAACACCACUGAGAGCUUCGUCAGAUUCACGUCAGAAUGCCAGGCUUGUGAUCUCCUCAACCUCAGGACGGUGGAACGGGCAUUCGCGGGGCUGGCGUGCUUGGACGACAGCGUGAUGGCGACGUUCAAGGAGCGCGACGCAACCGAGUGCAUGGAGCUAAUCGCAGAUGCCAUCACACCCAAGGCAGCCGCCGCCGCGCUUGCCGCAUGGCGAAACGCCACCCAGAACACCAGCAACAGCUUUGAACCCUCCUUUCGCGUGUCGUGCAAGCGCAUCGGUGGAAGGUCAAAGCACCUCCGCUCAACGGACAUUGCUGCACAUGUGGGCAUCAGUAUGCGAAACAAGCUGGGCUGGCGCGUGGACCUCAAGUCGUACGACAUGGAAGUGUAUGUUCGCGUCGAGGACACCUUUGUCUUCGUGGGCAUCUCCCUCAGCGAGCAGCGGCUGACGGAUCGCAAAGACAUUGUUGUGGAAGGGCUGAGAGGCAGCGCCGCUUACGCGCUUGCCAUGAUGGCUGAACCGCGGCCCGGCGACGUCAUCCUCGACCCCAUGUGCGGCAAAGGCGCCUUGCUAUUCGAGGCACACCGGCUCUGCCCUGCUGCGCUGCUCGUGGGCACCGACAUGUCGAACGCUCAGCUGCGAGCGGCCGCGCAGAACGCCAUUGGUACGCGCUCGUCGCACCAGGCGGCCCUGUUCAAGGGGGACGCGCGCAUGCUGCCGCUGGAGAGCGCGUCCAUCGACCGCAUUGUGUGCGAUCUGCCCUUUGGCAAGAAGUUUGGCUCAGCGAAAGACAACAGGGACCUGUACCCUGCGGUGCUGCGUGAGUGUACGCGUGUGCUGCGUCCAAGCGGCCGUGCCGUUCUGCUCACCAGCAAGAAGCAGCUUACAACGCUGCUCACCGCUGUGCACGGGCAAGAGCUCCACAUAUGCCGCCAGCAGCGCUUCAAACUCGGCAAUACGGAGAGCACAGCUGUGGUUGUUCGCCAUCGCCGCGCUGGCGAUCCCGUCAUUGACCCAGCAGAGGCAGCGCUGGAUGCGCGAGCCCGACGCAAGCGGAACAAAGCCAAGCGCGCAGCGAACGCACGCGGGGGCGAAUAUGACGACAGCUCCAAACGCGCCAAGCAGCCAGCUCAGCAGGCUGCAGCCGCUGCGCAGGGGCAUAAGCAAGAGCAUGAGAAGCGACACGAGCAAGAGCAGCAACACAAACAAGAUCAAGAUCAAGAUCACGAGCCAGGGAGAAUACGGCUUCCACAAAGGCAACAGCGGCGGCAACAGCAGCAGCAGCAGGCGCAAGGCUGGGGCGAGUUUCUUCAAUCAUCGUGUGUGUUGUCCUGA